AACAUUGUUUACAUUGACAAUUAUUGACAUACGACAUUUCAACCUUAGGGAAAGAAAAUAAUGAUUUCAACAUUGUCAUAUUGAAUUUUAUUGUAGUAUAAGUUACUCUAAUAACUAAUAAGUAAGAGUUAUAUACUUUUAAAAAUAUAAUAUUUCUUUAAUUCGGCUGUGUUUUUCAACAACCCCGGCACACAUGAUAUGUUAUCAAUUAUCAACAGAUAUCGCGGUUAAUACUUGUGUAAUUUAUAAGUACAUCUAUAUACGUUUUUAAAAAUGAACAACCAAGAAAAGGGAUUGCCCGAAGCUAACAUACGAUCGUGUAUCGUUGUGUUAGCUAGUUUCCUAGUCAAUGGUCUUGUUUUUAGUUUUAUCAAUUCCUAUUCAGUGACUUAUGUAUAUCUCUUAAAAAGGCUAGAGGAUGCUGGUGUCAGUGAAGCAUCGUCAAAAGCAUCGCUAGUUGGCUCUUUGACUGUGGGAACAACGUUUCUAAUGUCACCUAUCGCUGGAGUUCUCGUUGAUCGCAUAGGAAUUAGAACAACUACGUUUAUAGGUGGUUUUAUUGCUACUAAUAGUUUAUUAAUAUCAUCAUAUUUCACACAUCAAGUGGAAGUAUUAUACGUAACUUACGGCCUUUUAUAUGGUAUUGGCGCAUCAUUAGCUUACACGCCUUCAUUAGCUAUUCUUGGUCAUUACUUCAAAAAAUACCUUGGUCUCGUAAAUGGUAUAGUAACUGCUGGCAGCUCAUUUUUCACCAUGAUCAUUCCAUACUUCGUGGAUCAUCUACUUGUUAAAUAUGGUCUAGAUAACUGUUUAAGAUGGGAAGCAGCGUUAUCGGCUAUGCUAAUGGUUUGCGCUUUGGCGUUCAAACCUACAUACAAAGUGGACAAAUCGGAUAUGCAUAAAUCCCUGGCUGAAGAACUGCGAUCAUUGGUCAAUAUUGACAUUUGGAAGAACCCUAAAUACGUUAUUUGGGCCACAAUGAUUCCUCUCGCUCUCUUUGGAUACUUUGUCCCUUACGUCCAUUUGGUUAAAUUUGUUGAUGACCGUUUUCCACAAAACGAUGGUAAAAUAUUAGUUACAUGUAUUGGCAUUUCCUCGGGAAUCGGUAGAUUAAUUUCAGGACCCAUAUCUGAUUAUAAAGGAGUUAAUAGAAUUGUAAUGCAACAGAUAUCACUGUUUGUUAUUGGCUUGAUGACUAUGUUUAUCAUUAUAGUACCAUACUUUUCUAUACUAGUGAUUAUUACAUUAAUCAUGGGGCUUGCUGAUGGAUGUUUUGUUAGUGUUAUGGGUCCUAUCGCUUUUGAUUUAGUUGGUCAAAAAGGUGCUGCACAAGCCAUCGGAUGCAUUCUUGGUCUAUGUUCUAUACCAUUGACAGUCGGCCCACCAGUUGCUGGUUGGAUGUAUGAUAAUUAUAAAUCUUAUGUUGGUGCAUUUUUAAUUGCUGGACUUCCUCCCAUGAUUUUUGGAAUACUAUUAACAACUACACGGUGUGUAAGGAAAAGGACUAUGGAUAUUGACAUAGACGAUAAGGAUCCAAAUGAACCAAAACUUCUUGACCCAAUACCUGAGUCUUGCAGUAAAGAAGGUAAGCAUUCAACUAUUAUUCCCAAUACUGAACAUACAUUACUACUAUCAAAAUCUAUUAAUCCAAAUUACACACGUUAAAAUUAUAUUUUUUACGUAGUUAAAGUAUAUACUACAUUAUGAUUACAAUAUAAUUACAUUAUACUUAUUAUCAUAUUGUAAAAUUAAUAGAACAAAAGUAUGUAAGUAGUUACUUAAAAUUUUAAGAAAAAGUAAAAAAAAAAUAGUUUUGAUUAUUAUUUAUUAGUAUAUGAUAUAUAUAUAUCACAUAAAUGAAUAUUAAAUACUUCAAAUAAUAUUUAAUAACAACCAUAGGAUUUAAUUUAUUUACUAUUAUUGAUAAACCGCUAAGUUGAAUGUUACCUAUUUAUUGUAUUUUUUUAUAUUACUUAGGACAUAUUAUUCUAUAUUAUAUUAUUUAAGAUAAUAAUUGUUUCAUUAAACUUUAAAUUAUGCAGGCACACUAUGUUUAAGUUAUGUUAUUAAUUUUAUGUUUCAAAUGUUUCAUUGUUAUGUUAAUAUGUUAUCAAUAAAAUUAAAAUAUAUUAUAUAAAACAUGUUUAGAUAUUAAAUUAAAAUAUUUACACAUAAUCAAAGAAUAUAUAAAAAAUAAUCCAUCAGACAAUAUCAAAGUAUCCAGUCUCAGGCAUAAAAUUUGUCCAAAUUUCUUUUGCUCAACUCUAUACUUUAUAUCAAUUCAAAAUGUAUUAUGAAACAUAACAUGUAAAGAAAAUAAGCUGGGAUUCAUUGGAUAGUACAAUUGGUGAACCACCUGAAGUAAAUGUAAUAGCAGUAGUAGUAGUAGCAGCAUGCUACUAGGUAUUUUUUCUCUACAAGGAAAAUUGAAGAAUCAUAAAUAUAAUUUUAAGUAUAUAUUCUUUGCCACUAGUAGAUUUUAAAUUAUUGUUUUUAUUGCUGCUAAAAAUUAUGAAUAUUCAGUUGCUAUAAUAACAGAUUUUAAUAAAUAGUGUUAAGCGAAAUUGAUUACAGGAAAAAUAAAACAAUUAUCCAUCCCAAAAACAUAUCUAUGUUAAAAUAAUUUAUAUAACUAUUUGUAUUAUUAAAAACUAUCUCUAAAUAUUAUUUGUUCUUAAAUAACCCUAUUAUUAAAUUAUUUAUUUAAAGUUAAAUGCAAUAAUUUAUUAUCAUAGUAAUACUAACAUAAUUUUAAACCUAAUUAUUAAAAUCUUCAAAAUAAAAAAAAAAAUAUAUAUUAUGUAUAUUGCACUAUUGUCAAAAAAUCAGAUAAGUCUUGUAGGAAUACUUGAGAACUAUUAUACAAGAAAGACAAGAAUAGGCUCCCUAAUAUUAGGUUUAAGCUUCUUCAAUAUUUUUUAAAAUUAUAUCAUUAUAUAUAUUAUAUAUACUCUAUUCAGAAUGAGCUCAGACCUCAGUGAUGACUAGUUUUCAUCGGAUGGUGGUCAGACAACACCCAUUUUUCAACCCCAUCAAGUCAACUAUCUGUACACCUGUUGUGUAGUAAAGCCAGAUCCAUGUGCACAAAUUGGCUGUCGAGGUCUGAUCUUAUUCUGAAUAGAGUAUAAUAUAUGGCUUAAUUUUUCCAUUUCAAUAAUAUUAUACUAAUAUUACUUAUUACAUCAUGAGUUGUUGAGAAAUACUUUCAAACUCUAAAGUAUUUAAAGUACAUCACUGACUGGGUAUUAUUUUUAAAUUAUUUCCCUGUUAUUUGUGUUAAUGUAAAUACAAAAUAAUAAUACUAUCUUUAUACAUAUUAAAAACUAUUAAGUUUAAUGAUUUUCUAAAAUACAUUAUAUAUUAUUUGUUGAUCAUUGACACAAUAUCGAGGAAUUUCAUUUUAGAAGUCAUAUCAAUUGAUAAAUUAUAAUUUUUAACAUAUAAUUAAAAAACAAUCAAAUGAACAAUCGCUAAGCUCUAGGAAUUUGUUAUAUCCAACAAUAUCAUAUUUCAAUAAUUAGUAUUGCAUUUAAUUCAUACCAAACUACUAAAUCCCUUUUAGUAAAUUAUUAUACAAUUAUAAUGAUUGUUUACUAAAAUUCACUGUAUUUAAGACUAAUACAACAAAAAUAAUGAUUACUCUUAAAAAAUAAAUGUUAUACUUCUUCAUUUUAUCUCUGCCCAAACAAAUAAACAGUAGUACAUCCAUUUUAACUAUUCUUAUGGUAAAUGUAUGUUACGUAUGUAAUAUGCAUAUGGUGAAUAUCAUAUUUAUUAUGUACUCUGUGAUGAUGAAUUAAUGCAAAAUUUUGGAACCCUAUUAUAGCAAGUAAGUUACACAUGCAAAAAAUAUAAAUUAUGGGCCUCGUGAAUGAUAUGCUAUUGAUUUGAUCUUGAUUUUCUCCAUCACAAACAUAUUUUUAUUACCUGGACAACUGAUUCAAAACAUAUUAACAACA
Rhopalosiphum padi (bird cherry-oat aphid) is the source of this 3959-nucleotide messenger RNA. It is a transcript of the gene kar, whose product is annotated as monocarboxylate transporter 10. Gene Ontology annotation, molecular function: monocarboxylic acid transmembrane transporter activity. The coding region runs from base 274 to 1665 and encodes 463 amino acids. The transcript is spliced from 8 exons. Lineage: Eukaryota; Metazoa; Arthropoda; Insecta; Hemiptera; Aphididae. Gene Ontology annotation, biological process: transmembrane transport. The record is from RefSeq and is a predicted model, not a curated record.